AGUUGAGCACAAAGAGGAGACACUUGUAAUGGCCAAGUAAAGGAAAUUGAAAUACUGACAGAGAAAGCUCGCUUCUCAAAAAGCUUUGGAACAUUAAUGAAAUUAAAUACAAUAAAAAAUUGACAUUCAUUAAAAAUAUUCUGCAAUUUAAUGUUGAAAAAUAAAAUAGACAAGUGAAUAUACUCCAAUAUUAAUACACAGGACAGUGCGUUCCGAAACUCGAGUAAAUUUAAGUUUCACUGAUAUUGUGAAAAAUAGAAAGCAAAACUAUUUCCAAGGAAAUCGAUUACUUCUUCUUCUUCUUUUUUUUUUGAAGAGUUAUUCAGUCGUGUUUAUUGUGGCAGAAGAGUCACUGAGAAAACGUUGACGAACAAGAUGAACAGUGAAUCGUGAAAUGCAGGAAAGCUGACAUUGCCUUUUCGUCGAUCUUUAGCUCCAUUCUCAAGACUGAUUCCACCGCAUUUAUAUUUUCUGCCUUCAAGUGGAAACUUGUGGAAAAGUGCUUUCCGUUUGACAUUUGGAAUCUAUACAAGGAAAAAAAAAAAUGUGCAGCACAGACGCUUUAGAAAUUCGGAGUAACGUAAAACUUUCUCAACACCUUGAAUCUUCCAAAUACAAUGACACUCUUACAACUCGAAUCAAUCAAGUGCGAGAGACGUUAGGAUAUUUGCGCGAAGCACUUCAAGCUGAGAGAUUAAAUUUACGUCGAGAUAUCCAAUUAACCUCCUGGACCAUUUGUCGUGACGAGGAAUUUUCCAUUUCAGAAGAUUUUGAUAAAAACGUAAAUUUUCAAGAAUUUGACUAUUAUGGCGCUGGAGAAUGUAAUUGUUCUUUUCCAUAUUUGAAUACACAAACAUCGAAUUCCACCUCAUGCUUGAAAAUCUCGGAAGAAAUACAAGUGGAUCCGUUCGACCUGAAUAUUUUCUGGACAACAUCGACGUCUACUUCAAAUUACUACAAACAAAAAAUCUUUGAUUUAGAAGCUGACUGUCGCGCUGGUCUCAAUAAGAUUAAAUCGAAAUUCAUGGCGUCUUUACAGUCUUUUAAAGAUGCUUUCGAACCGAAUGAAAUCCACUGUGACCAAAAAGAAUCUGAAAAUAAACUCGAAGAAAGAAUCGUGAAAACGCCUCAAGAAGAUUUAGAAAGAGAUGCAGAAGAUAUAACAUGCCCCUAUAAUCCGGUCGCUCAUACAAAAUCUCUCAUCGUGAACAAUGUUCAGAAUAGCCCGACGAGAAAUGUCUGCAGUGGACGUAACAGUGAUAGCAAUAUCUGCGGUGUAAUUUUCAGAAGCACUCAACUCCAACAUGAACCAACUCAAAUUUUCGCUUUAGAGGAUAGUAUCAGCGUUUCUACGAUGUCGACGCUUUUGGAAUCGUCGGACCUGAGUACAUCACAAGCAAAUCUGGAUUAUGGAUCUAUUCGUCAUUAAAGUACACAUUCAGCUUUCCCAAAACCAUCGAAAGGUAUACAUAUACUAUAUAUAUGGGUGUUAUUAACUUUGAAGCUCACAAAAGCCCUCCGACUAAGGCAAUAAAUUUUAUAGAGAAACGAUUAAUCUGACUUUUGGAUACUAAAUUCCAAUCUUAUCCUUUAUCGAUUCCUCCACGCAUUGUAAGUCAAAUUAAUUCAGAAUAAAAAGCUAUUUUGAAUUUUAAACUCUACUUUUCGCACCCAUUUUUUUUUUAUAAAUAUUUCAUUUUAG
Messenger RNA from Leptopilina boulardi, 1702 nucleotides. RefSeq lists its product as uncharacterized. The coding region runs from base 545 to 1429 and encodes 294 amino acids. Lineage: Eukaryota; Metazoa; Arthropoda; Insecta; Hymenoptera; Figitidae. The transcript is spliced from 6 exons. The record is from RefSeq and is a predicted model, not a curated record.